This is a messenger RNA of Oncorhynchus masou masou (cherry salmon), 5491 nucleotides long. RefSeq names its product SUMO specific peptidase 7 (gene senp7). Gene Ontology annotation, cellular component: cytoplasm; nucleus. Gene Ontology annotation, biological process: proteolysis; protein desumoylation. Lineage: Eukaryota; Metazoa; Chordata; Actinopteri; Salmoniformes; Salmonidae. Gene Ontology annotation, molecular function: SUMO-specific endopeptidase activity. The record is from RefSeq and is a predicted model, not a curated record.
CCAUUGGAAAUGACAGGCUGUGGUCUAUCUUGGGUUAGUUAUAAAAAUCUUGGGUUUUAGUGCCUUCAAAAAUAUGCCAUUAUUAUUUAUCUCUAUAGGCGCUAAAGCGGCUAGAUCGUACACUUCCGGAAACACCAGGAUGUUCUUCUGUCCAGGAAAAGCGUGAAAAUAUCUACAACCUGUGUGAACAACGCAACGUGUAGCUUUUUAGGAUUUUAUAGGCGUUCCUGCUAAUCAGCGAGAUGAUUUGGAGUGUAUGGUAGCUGUUUACAUUGCCCUUAUCCCCGCUCUUUGGUCACGUUUGUGUAUUUUGCACUAACUCGCUGUAUUAUUGAAGCUUGUUGGCUGCGUCACCAUCCCUGCCUGGAUUGGUCACAGGAGGCCCUGGAGAAGGAGUGGCCUGAGGUCAAGCCCUAAAGCACCAGAGCCUGGUCAUGAUGGACCAUAAGAGAGCACUCACCAUUUCACUGGCCGUUGACAAGGUGGAUAACUCUCAAAUGGGAAGUCCAUUAAAAAUUCCCAAGAUCCUUCUUUCUUCAGAGUUGAGAUGUGGGAAUGAAGAGUCACAGAUUCACUGGACCCAGAUUGCUGGAAACGGAAUCAAACUCCAAAAGUCUUGUCAGCAGAAUGGAUCCAUCUCUUUGGAUCAUGGCCAAGCGGCUUUAGCCCAAGCGGCAAUGAACUGCACGCAGCUCCAGUUGGUCCUCACGGACGUCCUGAAGACGGAACAGGGGCAGGCCUACCUAGACAGGAAGAUGCGUGGCAAGAUGACAGGAACUGGAGAGAGGAAGAGAGAGUCACCGAUGGGGAGCGGGCAAAGGAGGGUGUCUCAGAGUAGCAGAGAGGGGAGGGAGGAUUGUAGAGAUUUUACAGCACACAGAAAGAGACCCCAUGACCUCCCCACUCCCACCUCGACCCUGACCCGCAAGGAGAGGAGGUCACAACACAGAGGGGGGUCAGAGGAAGACGAGGAGGUGAAGGAACUUUUAAUAGGAGAGGAAAACAUCAAAGACCAGAGAUGCAACAGUAGUGUGUCAGGGAGGCACAGUUCACGGGAACCCCUGGAGGAGGUGACCUUUACUGAGGGGGACAUGCACCAGGAAAAGCCUUACCCACAAUCCACCAGGACUAGGAAGGCAGAUUCAGGUUCAAGCGAAUCCACACAUGUUGAGAGGGAGAGUUGGAGGAGGGAGUCUGGGCUCUACAGUAAUGGACAGGUGAAGGAUGGAGGGAUGAAUGAUGGAGUGGCAGAGGGCUUGACCACAGACGCCUCCAGGAGCUCCAGAGGGAGCGUGCUGCGCCUCUCCAGGGAGGCCAGAGGCGGGGGAGGACUGCCCCCCAAACAGCUGUGUCUGGGGGGGACGGGGGGCAUAGACACUAAUGUAGCAUCCAUAGAAGUAGAGGUGGACCCCUCAAACUUUGACGGGACCCCGAUGGUAGUCACUGUGGGGGAAGACAGGGAAGUUGCCAGCUCCUCUAACCCCAGCUGUGGAGAGGUUAAGGAGAGGAGAGGAACCCUGUCCUCCAGCCAGGAUAGGACGCCCAAACUCAGUCCUGUUGAACCCAUCGUUCUCUCCAGUGAUGAGGAGGUAGUCACCCCGUCCCACAGUUCAGUCCUUUGGCCACAGACUAGUGAGUGUGAGUCCCAGAGAAACCAUGCUCAGGAAGACAACGUGGUGGAAGAGACAGACUUUCAGGUGAUGCCUGUGGUGGUGACAGGGUUUGGGGUGGCCAGUUUCCCCAGCACUGAGGACUCUGAGGGUAUGGCCCUACCCUUCUCUGCCCUGCACUGUGGGGGGGUCCGAGGGGAGUCCAGUGGAAACCUCAUGAUCACAAACCACAGAAUCAUCAUACCAAUUAAAGGCCAGGUAGAUGUGAUGGUGACUGUGGAGCGCUGUCAGCUGUGGAAGUACAGCAUCUGGGACAGGGAGGAGCUACAGGAGAGAGGGCUGGGGUGUGAGGUCAAGGGAGAGAUGGGGCAGCCUCCCCCCGCCCUCCUCCUCCUCUACGUGUCAGACGCCCAGGCAGUCGCCGUUCAAGAAGACCUGAGGGAGCUGUCAAUCAAACAGGCCUUAGAACCACCCACUGGCCAGGCCAGUCCCUUCCUCCUGCUGACUCUGCAUGCCCCUCUGGAGGGGGUGGAAGGGGCUCUACUUCGCUCCAUCCUCGACAUCAUCUGUCUCAACAACGUCGACGCUGCAUGUCUCUGGGGAAACGCUCCCAUCAACGAGGCGGUGGACCUCCACAGUCCCCUCCUGUCAUUGGAUGACAGUCUGGCGCUGAUCGGUAGAACCGGACUAGACCACCAGCUGCUCUCCCUACUGGGACAGAACAAUGCCGAGUCUGUCACAGAACCCGACCAAGACAGAGACACACCUGGGCCAAAUCUGGACACUGUGGAGGGAGAGUCACAGACACCACCGGAGACAGAGGUACAGGCAGAGGAGGAGGAGGAGCAGAGGGAGGCAGAGAGCGUACCCCUCGCUGAGGAGAGUCCAGUCCAGCCCAGACCCGUGUACACAGUGUGUCACAGCAGAACCAGAGGCUCCUACUCUGUGUUCCUGGGCCCGAAGCCAGGCUCCAACUGGACCCGAUACAAGCACCAGGGCCCCACACGCAGGUUGAUCCAGUUUCCUCCACCGCCUUCCAAAGGAGGGAUCGCCGUGACAACAGAAGAUCUGGAGUGCCUUGACAACGGCCAGUUUCUGAAUGAUGUCAUCAUCGACUUCUACCUCAAGUAUCUGCUUCUGGAGAGGGUUCCGCAGGAUGUGGCUGAUCGCGCUCACGUCUUCAGCAGCUUCUUCUACAAGCAGCUCACUCGCCGAGACAAUGCCAGUGAGGACAGUACCAGCGUCUCAGCCCAGCGGAGGCGGCAUCAGCGGGUGAAGACAUGGACACGACAUGUGGACAUCUUCCAGAAAGACUUCCUGUUUGUGCCUGUCAAUCAGGAAGCCCACUGGUACCUGGUGGUGAUCUGCUUCCCUGGCCUGGAGGAGCCUCAGUGUGAGGAGGGGAGCAGCCCAGCCUCGCUGAGGGGAACAGGGGGAGAGAAGCCAGAUGAGGCCCAGGCUGAAGAGGAGGCCUCUGGGUCCAAGCUAAAUGGCAUCAGUGAAGUCACCCCUGAAUCAAUUAGCACUGACAACCAGGACAAACUGACAGUUACAGUUUCAAAUGUUGUGGUACAGAGUGAAUCAGUACUCCAGCCACCUCCUGGUCCUCUGGACUGCACUGAGAAGACCUGUCACAGAGAGACCAUCUGUAAACGACCCUGCAUUCUCAUCAUGAACUCCCUCAAGUUUUCCCUCCAUGAGCGCGUCUUCAAACUCUUACGGGAGUACCUGCAGUCGGAGUGGGAGCUGCGUCGGGGCUCUGUGCGCGAGUUCAGUUCUGAGCAGAUGCGAGGCUCCCACUGUAAGGUCCCCCUACAGGACAACAGCAGCGACUGCGGCCUCUACCUGCUGCAGUACGUGGAGAGCUUCCUGCAGGACCCUGUGGUGCACUUUGAACUUCCCCUGUGCCUAGAACGCUGGUUCCCACGGCAACAGGUGAGGAGGAAACGAGACGAGAUCAGGGACCUGGUGCUACACCUGUACAGACACCAGAGGGGCACGGUGGGGAGUAUAGGAAAUAUGGGAAAUGUAGUCAGUUAGGGCAUGGUGGGUAAUAUUAUGGCUGUGACCAUACCAGUAUCCCAAUAUUUUUUCCAUGGCAAAAAUGAAAACACGAAGCAGACCAAACUCUUUGGUCCUUUAAAAACCUGCUGUAUGUAAAAUAUUGUGUGCUAUAGCUUGGAAAAUAAAUAAAUGUGACUCUGGGUGACAACAUGAGGAUGUUUGUUUCCAACAUUAGGACUGUUUUCCUGAAGAAGUUAAAUCUGCUUUGUGUUUUGUUUAUUUGACAUGAUACUAAUGAGUGUCGCGGUACUGGUAUUAUCUUGGCCCUAGGUAGUAUAGGAAACGUGGGAAAUGUAGUCGGGCACAAGUGGGUAGUAUAGGAACCAUGGGAAAUGUAGUCGGCACAAGUGGGUAGUAUAGGAACCAUGGGAAAUGUAGUCGGGCACAAGUGGGUAGUAUAUGAACCAUGGGAAAUGUAGUCGGGCACAAGUGGGUAGUAUAGGAACCAUGGGAAAUGUAGUCGGGCACGGUAAGCACCUUGGCUGCAUUCCAAACACUUAACAGACACACCCUCUCCCCUCAUCCCUCAAAUUAAGUGGACACUUCUGAUGAUGGGUCAUGACGUCUGGCAGGGCAAGGGAGGAAGGAAUGAGUUUUAAAUGGAGCGCCCUUGCCCGGAAGUUUGUCACUCGUUUGUCCCACAACAAUUGUGUUUUCAGCCACCAGUGGCUUGUGGGUGCUUUAUAUGAGCUACAGUCAAUUAUGAUUUUAUGUCUACUUAUAUUAACUAUAUAAUUAUUCAUAUACGUCUACUGUAUGAUAGCUAGCAAACUAAUUAGCUAACUAAGGUUAGCCUGCCAAGCUGGAACUUCUGAACUUUUUAUUACUACAAUUUCCAAAAACGAACCAAACAAAAACAUCAUUACUUUUAUGAGACGUGUUUGUGCAUUAGUAGCACAAUUUCUAACUUAUUUACAUUUGUUUUUACUCACACUUGUAUGUUGACUUCUCCAUAUUGACUUUGAGGUUUUAAUUUUUGGCUGAGUUUUCUUAGUGGAAGUGCAAUCAUCGCAAAUUGAAUUAUGGGGCAUUACAGGCCCGAAGUGAACAUAAUUGUACACUUGCAAACUCAAUUAAAAACAAGGGCUGAUGGGGCUUACCUUUUGAACUUCCCUUGUUUGGCUAGUCGUUUGGAGCGAAGGCCAAGAUGGUGACGGGGAUUCCCCCGAGGGCAUAAGACAGGGGUAAGUGGAGGAAGGUGUUUCUUUUGUGAGUUUGAAACGCAGCCCUUGAGAUUCUGCUCAUGCUGAGCAACCAGCACAUUUACAUUUCAGCCUGAUAUAUUCAAAUAUUAUUUAAGCUUUUGUAGUUGUAUCACUGGCCAGCUGGCCACCAUUCAAAUUACAUGCAGAUGUCUCAUGUCAACCUGUAAAUUGUCACUAAUGUCAAAGGCUGUUGCAUUAAUGAUUUAAAUCUCUCCGGGGAUGAAUAUGAAGGACUUCCUGGAGCAGCUGUAGAGUGUCUCUUUCGGUGCUUGUUUUAAGCAGAGGCAUUAAAGGGGCCUUUCACUGAAAUUCAACAGUUUAAACAGGUUCUUCUUGACCUUUUCAGUGUAACAUCUCUUUAGAAAGUCUGUCCCCUCUGUACCUUAUAGAUGGGUCCUACAUCCCACCACUAUAUCCUCGUUUAACACGAGAUCAGACUGGACACUCUCGCAUUUAUUAUUUCACCUGUGUUGUACUAUUUAUUUGUCCCCUAGGUGAUUUGAUUGUAACUUAUGUCAGUUAGAUUUUUACACGUGGAUUUUGUUUCUAAAAUGUACAUUUUGAUGAAUGUGUUUUGAAUAUAAAAUGUAAUAAAUACAUUUGUCGUCUGAA